AUGGGUAAACAGCUGUCCAAUGGAAGGAAAAGAAAUAAAAAAGGGAAUACGGGAUAUUCGAGUGCCAGGAAACAAAGUUGGCUUAUCCGACUGCGGGAGAGGAAGCCGAUUCCGAGAGAGAGACAAGGUGGUAUAGCGUCAUGCUUACGAAACUUUCGGACCGACUUCCUGGAGGAAUGGCCGACGCCAGGCACCGGUCCUCAUUUUGACAUUUCAAUGCAGUCGAAUUUUACCGGGCUGGUGGGGAAAACGGUGCAUCUCGUGUGCAAGGUGAAGAACUUGGGGAAUCGAACGGUUUCCUGGGUAAGGCAUCGGGAUAUACAUUUGUUAACGGUUGGUCGUUAUACCUAUACCAGCGAUCAACGUUUCGAGGCACUACACUCUCCUCAUACGGAGGACUGGACCUUGAGGAUACGAUAUCCUCAGCGUAAGGACUCCGGGAUUUAUGAGUGCCAAAUAUCUACGACCCCGCCCAUCGGCCAUCCUGUGUAUUUAACGAUAGUUGAGCCGAUAACCAUUAUAAUUGGAGCGCCGGACCUCUUCGUCAAUAAGGGCAGCACCAUCAAUCUAACGUGCGUCGUAAAAUACGCUCCCGAACCACCUCCGACGAUGACCUGGAGUCAUAACACGGAAAUUAUCAAUUUCGAUUCGCCACGUGGAGGAAUCAGUCUUGUUACGGAAAAGGGGCCCGAAACAACGAGUCGUUUAAUGAUUCAAAAAGCCGUGCCGAGCGACUCCGGGAUCUAUCGAUGCGAGCCGAGCAAUGCGAAUCCUAGCAGUAUAAAAGUGCACGUUGUAAACGAAGAACAUCCAGCCGCGAUGCACCACGGGGAAAGCGGAAGCUCCUUGUAUAGCAAGACACGGCCGAUUUGUUUUAUAAUUUUAGUAAUAGCUAAUAUAAUGUUUAUAUAAAGCGAGAAGUACGGAAAACACACUUACCCCGACACACGCGAUGGAACGAGAAGCGCGAUUAUUGAGAAUCGCGGAUUACCUAUUUAACGUCGUUAACGUUUCUUGGAUAAAUAUUUGUGCAGGGUAAAACCGAACAUUACAGUUUACAUUUAAAAGAAAAGACAAAAAUCGAACUUCCGUGACCAAAAGAAUUUUCAAAUAUCAGCACGGCACAAUAAUCGGUAAGAGCGUAGUAUUUUGUUAACAUAUAUCAUCAAGAACAAAUAACUUACGACGUCAAAAUUUAUUGUAUUAUUUGUAAAUAAAUUUAUUGUAUGUACAUAUCAAUAAAACAAUUGUCUUUA
Messenger RNA from Acromyrmex echinatior (Panamanian leafcutter ant), 1256 nucleotides. RefSeq names its product zwei Ig domain protein zig-8. Lineage: Eukaryota; Metazoa; Arthropoda; Insecta; Hymenoptera; Formicidae. The record is from RefSeq and is a predicted model, not a curated record. Gene Ontology annotation, biological process: synapse organization. Gene Ontology annotation, cellular component: neuron projection membrane.